Pseudoliparis swirei is the source of this 5183-nucleotide messenger RNA. RefSeq names its product TSC22 domain family protein 1-like. NCBI's taxonomy places the organism in Eukaryota, Metazoa, Chordata, Actinopteri, Perciformes, Liparidae. The coding region runs from base 884 to 3802 and encodes 972 amino acids. The record is from RefSeq and is a predicted model, not a curated record. The transcript has 3 exons. Gene Ontology annotation, biological process: regulation of transcription by RNA polymerase II.
GUUCCUGGGGUAGAUGGAGCCCUUUCCUCGGCUAUUUCCGUCUCUUUCCGUCCAUGUUGACGUUGGGUUCGUCCCCGCCUCUCCCAGACUGCUUUAUGUCUGGCAGCAGAGACCAUGCGCGGUCGCCAUAUUCCGGAGCACCCCUCCCCUCCAGCCCCGUCACCGCGCACAGCCACAGCAGCGCUGCAGGAGGCUACACACCGAACAACGCUACCACUGGGGAGGACCCGUGAUACAGCAAAACCAACACUACAACAAAACAAGGAUUCACUGAAAUGGAUUAAACACUUGGACGCGUCCGUGAAGUGAUCGGUUUUCACGUCGCCGCGCACCGGAUGAAAGGUUGCCUAGUUACAAUUUCUCUCCUUUAAGCAAAUCCAGCAGCCAAGGAGCCGUAGUGUGUGUUUAGCUAGCCGGUGAUGGAGACUGGCGGCUAGCUCGCUGACUUUACUCUCCUGUCAAGCUAGCAUCCGGUACACGGACAACUUCCUCUGCUCGCGCUGUCCCGCUUUUAGCACGAGGCAUCAUUCCGAGGUAGCUUCUUUUUGCAAAACUAUACACCAUGUUGGCUUGUUCGUAAAUAAGGCGCAGCCCGAGACCGCCGGUGGCACCAGCUGACGUGUGAGGUCGCUAUAGCUUCUCGGUGAGCGGCCACUCGCGUCCUUUUGCCUCGCUAACUGUCACCGGAUCGUCUGGGACUCGUGUGUCUGCGAGAUGCUGUGAAUGUCGGCACAUUGAAAACAGCCGACACUUGGUUCACGUAUUUACUUUUUUUGUGUGUGUGUGUGUUGUCUGUCGAUCGAAGUUUCGUCAAGACGGCGCCGUUAAAUCGCAGCCCUAUUGCGUACUGUCGGAGACCAACUACCCUCCAGAUUCUCUCGAAAUGCAUCACCCGGACGCCGCAGGAGACUCUGGCAGUGUUAGAAAGAUGGCGCACCCGGCUGUCUUUCACACGAGGGGCAGCAACGCGGGCAGCGGGAGCGGCUCUGCGCCGUCAACGCCGGCGAACCCGGUGGUCAACAGCAGUCACGUCCCAGCCGAUGAGUAUCAAGCCUCCCUGUUGAUUCAGUGCCAACCUCCUGCUGGUUCUUCCUCCCCGGGUCCCCAUCAUAUUCCACCCCACAGCCUGAAUCUGCAUCCGCAGCCCACGCAGUCGGUCGGAGCGCAGAUAAAAAAGAAGAGCGGCUUCCAGAUCACAAGUGUGACCCCUGCACAAAUUUCUGUGAGCACCAACAACAGUAUUGCAGAGGACACGGAGAGCUACGAUGACCUGGAUGAGUCCCACACAGAGGACCUCUCUUCCUCUGAGAUCCUGGAUGUGUCGCUCUCCCGGGCCAACGACAUAGUGGGAGCGGAGAGGAGCUCCUCGGAGGAGACGCUGAAUAAUUUCCACGAGGCGGAGACCCCCGGAGCUGUCUCCCCGAACCAGCCUUCGCACCCCAAUGCCCUGAACAAGGCUCAACAGCAUGGCGGGGCCAUAGUGAACGGCACGGUGCACCAUCACCAUCCUCAUUAUCACAACCAUGCCCAUGUUUACCCCCUCUCCUCUGGGCCUGGGAGCACGUCGGCUGCCCUCAGUUCUGGAGCUUCACCUUGUGUCAACCAGAAAAUGCCUUCAAAUGCGGGGGUCCCUCAAGAGAAUGUUUCCCAAGCUGCCCCUCCGGGUAUUGCUGCUCGGCCUGUGGGGGUUGUGGUCCCAGGAUCGACCCCUGGAAUGCACAGCUCCGCUAUGGGCGCGGCCGUUGGCAUAGUUAAUCCCCAGACGAGCACUGUUAGUCAUGUGAAUAUAUUGAGCUCUACCAACGUGCCUGUAAGAGGGGGGAUCAGUGUGAGCGCUAGUAGUGGUGGCUUUCCUCUCAAUGUGAUGGGGAGCACGGGGGGAGUUGGUGCUGCGUCAGCAGGGGGUAACCUGAUAACCGCCACUAAUGUCGGCAUGGUCCAGAAACGCCAAAACACCAACUCCAGCAACAUUAUGACGACAACGUCUGCAGCCAUCGGUGCCUCUGGAGGGGUUGGACUUUCCAGUGGGAUCCAGGGGAGGGUCGGACUUGCUACGUUGCAGCCUGUGACCACUGUGGCCCCAGCCCCUGUACUAUCUGCGCCGAUCCAGCCUGCACCGGCCCCUGCAGUGGCUACCACCAGUUCUCGCUUCAGGGUGGUGAAGCUGGACUCCAGCUCUGAACCCUUUAAGAAGGGCAGAUGGACAUGCACCGAGUUCUACGACAAGGAGGCCCCUGCGCCCAGCUCCUCUGCAUCUGAUACCGGGCCCCUCGGCAUGCGUCACUUUGUCAAUGAGAGUUUUGCCGGGGCCUCGGAGAGGGAAAGCACAAGUGGUAGUUCUGUGAGUAGCACUAUAAGUACAUUAAGUCAUUAUACUGAGAGCCUGUGCAGUGGAGAGGCUGGGGGACCCCCAGUAUCGCGGCAUACCCAUGAUUAUGCCUCCCCUCCUCAGGGCUUUCAAGGAAUCCUCCCCAGUGGCGUAAGCAUGGUCAUUUCCCAACCUCACAUGCACCCCACGGAUAUUCCCCAUUCACAUGUGAAGACGACUGUGGCCCCCUCGGCUCCCACUAACAUUCAUCAGCCAGGCCUCCAGGCCAGUGGUCACCCGACGGCGGCUUUACCAAAUCAGCAGUUCACUUAUGCCCAAGCAGUGUCUAAUCAAUCCUCAGGCACCACACAGGGCCUCGUCAAUGUUCAGCAGCAGGUGGGCUAUGCAACCCUGCCACAGCAACCGUCUGCCACCACCCAAGCAGCCGCAGUGCAGGUGAGGCCACCCGAGUACGCCUAUCCACACCAAGCUGCAGCUUCUCAACCUCUGUCCCACCACGCCGCAUCAGCUAAUGGAGCAUGUCAGAUGAUGGGAGGCCCGCAGCAGUCGCACGCUCUUGUUAACACACAGCCCCAGCAGCCCUCUUCCAUUCAGACUCCUCAUAUUGGACUACCAGGUCUUGGCCAACAGCUUCAGAACCACCAAGUCCGCCAGGAUUGCCAACAGCAGAAGCAGCGACAGUCACUCUCAACACAAAUCCAAAACCCUGGCGUGGGCACCCGUCUGCCCACGACAGUCCACCGGAGCCAAGUGUCUGUCCCAAGUGUGCCUCCUUCCAACCCUCAGAGCGCUCCCCAAACCCACAACACUGGGCAUAGCGGUCGGAUGCUCCCACAGGGGGCUUUACAGAGCCAACUGUCCUGCGCCAACUUGUCCCAGGACCACAGCAGCAUCCUGGCCCUGGCGCAUGCUGCCCAGGCCAGUGCCCUUUACGCUAGUCUGCCCACCUUCACCACCACUCAGCUUCAGGACGCCCAGAGGCUGCUCCUCCAGCACCAGUCGGCUUUGUUGGGGCUGCCCAAACUGUCCGGCGGGGAGACCGGCUCUGGAUUCAACACCGGCCAGGGCCAAGAAGCUGAGGGCAACGCCACUACCGCCAGUGCCUUAAAUGCAUCAGCUGGUCUCAAGACUGUUGAUGGAGAGGAGGAUGGUUCGUCAGGAGCCAGCUUUGUGGCCAUAGACAACAAGAUUGAACAAGCAAUGGACCUGGUGAAGAGUCACCUGAUGUACGCCGUGCGUGAGGAGGUGGAGGUCCUCAAGGAGCAGAUCAAGGAACUGAUCGACCGGAACUCUCAGUUGGAGCAGGAGAACACCCUGUUGAAGACCCUGGCCAGCCCAGAGCAGAUGGCCCAGUUCCAGGCCCAGGUUCAGACCGGCUCCCCACCUGCCCCUCAAACCGCUGCCACGCCGGGACCCCCAAGCAGCUCCGUCCUCGCCCAGCCCAUCUCGCACAGCUCUGUUCCGUCAAUGUAGCCUGCUCUCUACAGACCGACCGGCGGACAGCUUUUCGGCUCCGCUCCAGCAACAGAGCUAAAUAUUGCCUUCUGCAGCAGGAGGUUCUGCAGUCGAGACAAGAAUUUGCACAUAUUUAUCUCUCAGAAGGAUGUAUCCAGCGGGCCGAGCUGCUGUGUGGGAGGGUUUGUUUUCAGAGGAGGAUUGAAUCAUCGAACAUUUGCCAAAUAACCCUUUGACAUAUCAACUAGAAUGUCAUUCCCGAAGAAGCAAGAAUGCUUAUCAGUGGCGACAAUAUACUUGGAUAUAGAUGAAUAAAUACAAAAAAUCACUGUGCCUAUGUCUGGAUUUUAAGUGAUGUCGGCUUUACUGAUGAUGACGACGGAAGAGUAGGAGGUGGGGGUUUGUAUUAGUUACCUUUUUUGCUGUAAAUACAAGUGGUUCUCUCUCAAGGCAAUCGUAAAGGUCGUAAAUCGUCAGGCUGGAGAUUUGAGAGGGAGAGAGAGAGAAAAAGCCUUCUGCUGAGUGACAAAUGAAGAAUGUGAGCAAUUGUUAUGACAAAGUCCACAUCUGGAAUGACGGAGUUGGAGGGUGGGCCGGGGAGAGACUUGGCAGCAUUGAUGACGUCACUACACCCGUGGGUUGGUGGGAUGAACAAAACGGGGUUUCCUAUUGAGAUGACGAUAUUCUAUUUCAGUAUUUCUCUUUCAAGCUGCUCAUUUUGCCCUCAACAAAAGCUCAUCAUGACUGUUUUCGCAACCCUGCAGCGGCAUGUAAUUUAAUCCUUAUUUGACAGGGUUGAGACUUGAGCUAAGCUGCAUUUUUUUUCUUUUUCUAAAAGUUUGAUGGGCAGAAGAUGAUGUAUAUUUCUGUAUAGUGUAAGUACCAUGUAAAAUAGUGAGGAGAAGGAGAAAAACAACAGAGCUUAUCUUGGUUGCACGGGUCGAAGCGGGCGAGCGAGGAACACGCUGGUCUUGCCCCAUCUGUGUCGUCUAUUUUUAAUGCUGUAUUUUCAAGACUGGAUGGACAGGAGUUUAUGUUAUUUAACUGACGACACACGGCCAACAAUGUUGUCCAUAUCUCUGACUGCAACAAUACCCGUAAAAUAAUUUUCACUUUUCUUUCUGGAGUAUUGCACCUUUAUGAUUUUUUUUUUCCCUUUUCAUUUGACAGUGAUGUACCUUUGGAUCAAAAUAUCAUAAAACUCCAACAUAAAAAAAAAAAACACCACCGCAAAUACAAACUCUCAAUGUUUGUUUUUCAUUCUGUGUAUCGGUUGUAUACUCGUGUUCUGUGCAUGUUUCUGCAAUGACCGGAUGAGAUAUUGUAACAUACAUACCACAAUUGCACUUGACAGCUGCACUUCACAACUUUCAAUAAACAUGCUUAAGGAAGAAUAAAA